AUGAGGAUGACGGGCCGCGUACCCAAGAGCAAGCAAAGAAUUCGCAUCACCGAGAAGGUAGGCGACCUCUUCGCCUCCCCAGCCGGCAGCGUGUUAAUCCACGCCUGCAACGGCCUCGGCUCUUGGGGGGUGGGCAUCGCUCUGGCCUUCCGCGAGCGGUACCCGGCCGAGUUUCGGGUGUACCGGGCGCACUGCGCUCAGUCUACCCCCGACGAGCUGCUGGGCACGGCAUUGCUUGUCCCAACACAGCCAGCCGGUGCCCUAGGCCGUGGGCACUACAUUGGCUUCCUCUUCACCAGCCGGGGCAGCGGCAUGGGGCGGCCCGACUCGCCCAGUGAUAUCCUCCGGGCGACGGGACCGGCCAUGAAGCACCUCAUGCGGCUGAUUGCCGAGGAGGAAAAGAAGCCGGGAGCAAGCGCUAUUAGCGAGCUGAGGAUGUGCCGGAUCAACACCGGGCUGUUUGCCGUGCCUUGGCCGCUGACCAAGGCCGCUAUUCAGGCUUUGGUGCUGGGCGACGGGGAGGUCCCCGGGAUUGCGAAGGAAGGCAUCCUGGAGGUUGUGGCCUAUGAGAAGGCUUAG
Canariomyces notabilis is the source of this 579-nucleotide messenger RNA. RefSeq lists its product as uncharacterized. Gene Ontology annotation, biological process: peptidyl-glutamate ADP-deribosylation. Bases 1 to 579 code for a protein of 192 amino acids. NCBI's taxonomy places the organism in Eukaryota, Fungi, Ascomycota, Sordariomycetes, Sordariales, Chaetomiaceae. The transcript is spliced from 2 exons. The record is from RefSeq and is a predicted model, not a curated record.